Salvelinus sp. IW2-2015 is the source of this 2641-nucleotide messenger RNA. Its product is annotated as thioredoxin domain-containing protein 5. Gene Ontology annotation, biological process: protein folding. The record is from RefSeq and is a predicted model, not a curated record. Gene Ontology annotation, cellular component: endoplasmic reticulum. Gene Ontology annotation, molecular function: protein disulfide isomerase activity. Lineage: Eukaryota; Metazoa; Chordata; Actinopteri; Salmoniformes; Salmonidae.
AGAUUCCACAUUCUUCAAAGGUCAGCGUUAGUGAUAUUCACAGACAGACCAGUGGCUCAGCAAGACGGGAUCAUGGCCUCCUCAGCACUGAAUUGCACACAUUUUAUGUUGUGUUUUAUUUAUUGUUCGUUACUUUUUGGUAAUAUAUUUUGCGAUGCUGAUUCUGAAGAAGAUGAACAUGCCAAGCAUACGUAUACAGUGGAUAUGUUCAACGAUGCUGUCCCAACCGCUCCCCACUUUGUCAUGUUCUUCGCCCCUUGGUGUGGUCACUGUCAGAGGCUACAGGGGACAUGGAACGAGAUGGGGGACAAAUACAACAACAUGGAGUCGCCGCCCGCCUACGUCGUAAAGUUUGACUGCACUCAGGAUGUUAAGUUCUGCUCCAAUGUCCACGGCGUCAGGGGCUACCCCACGCUGAAGCUGUUCAAACCUGAGCAGGAGGCUGUGAAGUACCAAGGCCCCAGGGACCUGCAGUCUCUGGAGACCUGGAUGCUCAACACAUUGCAGGACGAGCCUGUGGAGCCAGAGACUGAACUGGAGCCUCCCAAAGCCCCGGAGCCCAAGCAAGGCCUGUUUGAUCUCACUGCCGGCAACUUCAAGGCCCACAUCGCUAAAGGGUCCCACUUUGUCAAGUUCUUUGCCCCCUGGUGCGGUCACUGUAAGGCCAUGGCCCCGACCUGGGAGCAGCUGGCCACCAGCUUCGAGUACUCAGACAACAUCAAGAUCGGCAAGGUGGACUGUACCCAGCACUAUGACGUGUGCUCUGAGAACGCUGUGCGUGGCUACCCCACACUGCUCUUCUUCAAGGACGGAGAGAAGGCGGACCAGUACAGAGGCAAGCGGGACCUGGACUCUCUGAAGGACUUUGUGGACAACCAGGUCAAGGCUGCUGCUGCUGUUAAGGAGGAUGAUGAACACCCACAUGCCAACGAGAUCCCAGUACCCAGCGAUGAGCCCGCCAAAGAGGAGUCUGGCGUAGUUACACUCACAGAGGCCAACUUUGACGAGACAGUGGCCAAGGGGCUGGUAUUCAUCAAGUUCUAUGCGCCAUGGUGUGGCCACUGUAAGAGUCUGGCACCUACCUGGGAGGACCUGUCUAAGAARGAGUUCCCUGGCCUGACUGAUGUCAAGAUUGGCAAAGUGGACUGCACAGUGGAGAGGACGAUCUGCAACAAGUUUUCAGUGAGUGGGUACCCCACCCUGCUGAUGUUCAGGGCGGGUGUGCAAGGUGAGGAGCAUCAUGGAGGGCGCGACUUGGAGAGCCUGCACGGCUUUGUGAUGAAGCAGGCCCGAGACGAGCUGUAGCACUAUCCAAUCAACAUCCGUCGUUACUUCUUUCCUCCCCCACACACCUCUCUCCCAUAGAGGCUAGCUCUCUUCUCUCUCUGAUCGUUUUCCUUUCAGAAAGCAGUAGAAUCAACAGACCCCCUUUUUUUUCCCUUUUUUUUUUCCUCUCUGUAAUGCCUUGUUUACCCCCUUUGUUUCUGUUAUAAUCGAAUAGUUUGUGUGACUGUAUUCGUUUGGGCUGCCUAGUCCCACUCUUCCUCUGGAAAUGAAAUGAUGUGAUCGACAACCACUUUUUGCCAGCGGUACUUAAUCAGUCAGACCUUGACAAUGCAUACCGUGAUAGUCAUCCCAACGCUUGACACAACUCAAGGACAGUCGUCGUAUAUGGUGCCUGCCGGUUGUAUCAAAAAACGUUGGAUUAACCUGCCUUAGUUUGUCUGAAAUUUCAAUAACCUUAUUUUUGGUGAUUUAAGGAAAUCAUGCUGAUAAAUCACGAGGCACUUAUGUAAUUGUUACUGCAGCGAAGAGGUCAAAGCCGUGUGACGUUGAGCGUUAAGUUGACGGUACUUCUCAUCCAUGCCAGUAAUGGCCUAACUAACUUAACUCUCAGGGACACCCAGUUCUCGGCCUACUCCAUACUAUCUUAUCAACUAUAUUUGUAUCCCACGUAUGUUUUUGUAGAGUCCCCCCAACUGCUUGUUGGCUAUGUCGGGGAAGGCUGCAGGAAACUACUUUUCAGUGUUUCGUGUCAAACUGCCCUUUUUGUGUGUUCUUCUGACAUCGUAAAUGUGCUACAAAAAGUCUGAAUGUAGACCUAUUUUUUUUUCUUCUAUAUACGUUUGUGCUGUGAGGCUUCAGUUCGGUCCCGCCACGGCCCAAUAUCAGGCGCCGUGUUGGUGUUAUCACCGUUUUUAUAAACAAUGAUUGUGAUCGUCAGUUUCUACACUCAAGUCAUGCCUUUUGAAUGGAAUCUACCAGUUUGGGUCAUUACAGGAAAACUGUAUUAGUCAUUAGUCCAUGUUUGACAAAGUCCCUCAAAUGGUUUGCAAGGGAUUGUGUCAUAUGUACAAAAAAAAAGUAUAUAUUUAAAAAUGGUUUUGUACGGCUAGUUCAUUAGAAUGAAUAUGUUCUUGUGUAAAUGCAAUAGAUUUCACAAAGCUUAUUUAAUAUUCUGUUCUAUAGACUAAGCGUCUAUCAGGCACCAGUGUAAAACAUUCUCCCAGUGAAGCACAAGAAUGCCACAACAUUAGUGCUACGGUCACUUUUACUUUGGGUUUAUCUACCUUUGAAAACAAUUUGGAAUGUUUGGUUUACCACGUAUGCUUGGAAGAGCAAAAAUAGAAUACCAAAAAAA